CGGUUCCCGGCGCUCGGGGGAUCCCGGCGCUCCGACAUCGCUGGGUCGGGAGGUGCUCUCGGCCAUCGGGCCCGCGGGGCUGCUUUGCAGGGAGGGCGUUGGCUUCCUGGCUGGGAAUGGGGCGACGUUCAUCCCUCGCUUAUGAGCGGAGAUGUCCCGCCUCACGUCCUCCUGCCGUUGUGCUGCUGGGGCUGAAUGUUUAUCAGAAACCACUAACACAGCUGGUCCUGUAGAUGGCAAGGAAGAACUCUUGGGCGAAUGUGAGAGUAUUUGGAAGCAGAUGGAAGAGUGUCUGAGCAAGCUAAUGCUUCUAGGAACAGAGACACUGCUAGAAUCAGAUGCCAAGCUUUCCUUGUUAAUGCUGCGAUGGAAAGCUUUAACUGUAGAUUCUCGUCAAUGGCAAGUGAGAAAUCCUGAAAUAAUUUCUACCAAUCCAGAUGCACUGUUAGAAUUAGGAAAAGAAGAGUUGCAGAAGGUAAAAAAUGAUCUUGAAAGGAUCCUGUCAGCAGUUCGGUCAAAGAAUAAACAUCUGGAAGAAGAUCUAAAAAGAGAACAGCAGUGGUAUGAGGAACAGAAACAGAUGCUAGAUACUCUUAAUAAAAUGGAAGAAGAGGCAAAUAUCCAAGUUGAACAACCUUCAACAAAAAGUUUGAAAGUGAGAGAGUUGAACGAACUGAAAAGUAAAAUACGGAAAUUAAAGACCUAUAAGAAAAAACUCUUGAGUGCUUUGGGUGAAUUCCUGAGUGAACACUUUCCCCUUCCAGAGAAAGAUGAAAAUAUUGAAAACAAGAACCCAUCUUCAGAGAAAGUUGUAAAACUGAUAACAUUGCAAGACAUUUUAGAGAUGCUGAUAAACAAAUUAAUGACCACACCACAUGAACCUUACAUAACAAUCAGUGAGUCAUUUUGGCCACCUUAUAUUGAGCUGCUGCUGCGAUGUGGAAUGGCCCUGAGACAUCCAAAAGAUCCAAGCAGAAUGCGCCUCCAAGCUUUUCACAAGUAGUGUGACCUAUAAGUGCACACAUGGAAAAAAAAAACCAACACCAGUACUCUUGGGCUAAAAUUCAGGGCUAGGACAUACUUAGUUUCAUACUAAGCUUUCUUAGUAUCAAUGAUCACAUCUUGUUGGUUUUUUUAUUCUUUUUUAUUAAAGUGGAUUUUUAAAAGCAUGUUAUUUGGAAAUAGGAAAAAAAAAAAGAGAAAUCUAUUUUAACCGCUUACAGUUGGCCUUCAGUGUCAUAUCAAGAUUUCCAUUGUGGAAGAUUUUUUAACUGCUUCUAAGUAAGAUAGGUGCCAAUUAGUGUAAUAGACAAAAUCUUUUUGUUUUAACAGUCCUUUUAAUUUUAAAAAUCAUACUUUAUACAUUACUUUUAUGGCUUAGAUUUCUUAGACUGCCUGAAGUUGUCUCAGUUUCCUUUAGUAUUUUCUUGUACACUGUAAAGGCAGAAUUCAGAAUAAUACCACUCCUCCUGUGCAUGGCCUUGCAAACAUUUGGAACUAUCAGACAGGUAUCCUCUUAAGAAAUGUGUUAAGCCUUGUUUGUUUCUCAGAGCCUUGGCAAACAAUUUUAUUGGCUCCAAGAUAAACAGUUAGGAAACCUGACACAUCUUUCUGUGCAAAGUGUAGCAGAUGUCUAGUCUUUGCCUUUCACUGCAUGCUUCCCAAAUGGACCAUUUUGUUUGCAUUUUGCUUUGUUUACUAUAUUGCCUUACAGUAUCUGUCUUCACUUUUUCAGACCUGGUUUAUUAGGCUUUUAAUGGGUUUCUGUUCUGUUCAUCUCUAAAGCUUCUAAAUUAUGUCAGUUGAGAGUUACCUUCCUACUCAAUGCAAGUUUGUCCUUUAUUAACUAGAGUGUGGUUUAUUGAGGGAGGAAUUUUGAUGAUUUUUCAAUAGAUGGAAAAAUAAAGAGCUAGUAUACUAUCAACAGAAUGUUUUUGUAUGAUGAUUUUUAGAGUGGUAUUUAUGUGAUUUGGUGUGGUGACUUGUAAAGAAGAUUUAAGGACGCAUGGGAGAGGUAAGGGGGACUAAUAUCAUGUAAGUUCCAGUAUAAUUGUCCAGUAUAAAUGUUAAUUAUAAUUAAAUUUUAAGCAAAAAAAAAAAAA
Cyanistes caeruleus (blue tit) is the source of this 2102-nucleotide messenger RNA. RefSeq names its product centromere protein K (gene CENPK). Gene Ontology annotation, biological process: kinetochore assembly; mitotic sister chromatid segregation. NCBI's taxonomy places the organism in Eukaryota, Metazoa, Chordata, Aves, Passeriformes, Paridae. Gene Ontology annotation, cellular component: nucleus. The record is from RefSeq and is a predicted model, not a curated record.